Molecule: messenger RNA, 2794 nt
Organism: Alosa alosa (allis shad)
Lineage: Eukaryota; Metazoa; Chordata; Actinopteri; Clupeiformes; Clupeidae
Gene: slc6a19b
Product: solute carrier family 6 member 19b
Exons: 12
Coding region: 190-2103 (637 amino acids)
Biological process (GO): sodium ion transmembrane transport
Cellular component (GO): membrane
Source: RefSeq, a predicted model, not a curated record
GUUCACUAUAAAUACUGUCCUUUGCCUUGCGCUCGGGUCAUCUCUCUGCCACGUGUCAGAGUUGCAUGUACAGAACAUACAGAGCAACUACUGUGCCAGCCACCCACUGGCACUGCCAAUAAUCUGCCACUCGUACACAAGCGCAUCUAAACAGACACUGUUACUCAGAGGAGCAGCACACACUCAGGCAUGAAGCUGAAGCUCCCAAACCCAGGCCUGGAGGACCGGAUCCUGACCCAUGAGCAGCUGGACAAGCUGGAGGUGGAGGAGGCCGGGGACAGGCCCAAAUGGGACAACAAGGCCCAGUACAUGCUGACCUGCGUGGGCUUCUGCGUGGGCCUGGGCAACGUCUGGCGCUUCCCCUACCUCUGCCAGAGCCAUGGAGGAGGGGCCUUUAUGAUCCCCUUCCUGAUCCUGCUGGUCUUUGAGGGCAUCCCUCUACUGCACCUGGAGUUUGCCAUUGGCCAGCGUCUGAGGAAAGGCAGCUUGGGGGUCUGGAGGACCAUAAACCCCUACAUGCUUGGAGUCGGCUUGGCCUCCAUGGGUGUGUCUCUCCUGAUCAGUCUGUACUACAACAUGAUCAUUGCCUGGGUCAUGUGGUACUUUUUCAACUCGUUUCAGGAGCCACUGCCAUGGAGCCAGUGUCCUAUGAAUGCCAACGGGACAGGCCUGGAGUCUGAGUGUGUGAGGAGCUCGCCUGUGGAUUACUUUUGGUACCGGCAGACGCUCAACACCACUGCUGUGAUCGAUGACACAGGGGGUCUGCAGUGGUGGAUGGUGUUGUGUCUGGUCAGUGCCUGGGGUGUGCUCUAUAUCUGCUGCAUCCGUGGCAUUGAGACCACGGGGAAGGCGGUGUACGUCACCUCAACACUCCCUUAUGUGGUGCUCACCAUCUUUCUGAUCCGAGGGCUCACUCUCAAAGGCUCCGUGGAUGGAAUCAAGUUUCUCUUCACACCGGAUUUGAAUGAGUUAGCAAACCCCACUACCUGGCUGGAUGCAGGUGCUCAGGUGUUCUAUUCCUUUUCGUUAGCCUUCGGAGGGCUCAUCUCCUUCUCCAGCUAUAACUCAGUGCAUAAUAACUGUGAACAGGAUGCAGUGAUCAUCUCCAUCAUCAAUGCUUUCACAUCAGUCUAUGCUGCUACAGUCAUAUACAGCAUCAUUGGCUUCAGAGCAACAGAGCGAUUUGAUGACUGUCUGAGUGGGAACAUUCUAGCCCUAAUGAAUGCCUUUGAUCUUCCUGAGGGGGGUGUCAACACAAGUAACUAUGAUGAGGUCGUGGCUCUGUACAAUAGUACAGAUCCAAAUGUCAUCCAAACACUCAACCUUAAAACCUGUAACCUGAACACUUUCCUCAGUGAGGGCGUUGAAGGGACGGGUCUGGCCUUCAUUGUGUUCACUGAGGCCAUCACAAAGAUGCCAUUGUCUCCUCUGUGGUCUGUCCUGUUCUUCAUCAUGCUUUUCUGCCUGGGCUUGUCAUCCAUGUUCGGCAACAUUGAAGGGGUGUUGGUCCCUCUACAGGACCUUAAGGUUUUCCCCAAGUCAUGGCCCAAAGAGGCUGUCACAGGUCUAACCUGUCUCGUUUGCUGCUUGGUGGGACUCAUAUUUGUCCAAGGAUCAGGAAAUUACUGGCUUGCCCUCUUUGACACCUUUGCGGGGUCCAUUCCUUUGCUUAUCAUUGCCUUCUGUGAGAUGAUUGGAGUGGUGUAUGUAUAUGGCAUUGACAGAUUCAAUGAGGACUUGGUGUUCAUGAUCGGACACAAGCCCAACAUCUUCUGGCAGGCCACAUGGCGAUUCAUUAGUCCAGCCAUCAUGUUGGCCAUCCUUGUGUUCUACCUGGUCACAACGGUCACCAAGGAUAUCUUCUACAUCGCCUGGGAUCCAGCCUCUGAUAACUUCCCCACUCUCGAGAAGAAGCCAUAUCCAGAGUGGAUCUAUGUCAUUAUAUUCAUCUUGGCUGGAAUACCUAGUCUUGCUGUGCCAGGAGCAGCUAUUUUCAAGCUGAUACAAAACCGCUGUUGCAAGAAGGAAAAAGAUGACAAAGCACAAAUGAUCGAAACUGUUUCUUACCAGAUGGAGGAUGGCCUGAAAAGGAGAGACUCAUGAAGGACUACAUGAACACAUACAAAUUUACUAUCAGUUAAAUACAUAUUCACAAGUCUGAUCUCCAGUUUCACUGAUAAAAGCAUAGUGCAUUUCGCAACCUUUUUAUUGCGAGCUCUGUUAAUAUCAAAAUGUUUCAUUGUUAACAUACAGAGUACUUUUGGAUACCAGAUCUGACAUUGAACAAAAAUGACCAAACUAGUCCAAAGAGACACCACUACCAUGUCAAUUAUUAUCAUUUCCUUUAAUAUUUCUGCACAAUACCGCAAUGUCAAUGGAAUUAUAUUAAUUUGUGGUACAAAAGAAAACAAUGCACCUAAGUAAAGCAUAUUAACUUAUCAGUAUUGAUUACCCAAAUUUUGUAAUAUAUGUAUAACAUUUGUAAGGUUUAUCACAACAUUGUAUUUUGUAUUAAUAUAUAUAUAUAUGAUGUGUAACAACAAAUAGUAAAUUGUGUAAAUGUACAUAAAAGCUUAAAUGCAUUUUUACAUCUUAUAUAAAUAUAUUCUGUGAAUAAGAGGCUUAACUUUAUUCUCUCUUCAAUUAUUUGAGCACAGCUUAAACCAUCAUUGUUCUUUGUUCAUAUCAUAUCAGCCUUUGAUUUUUUUUUUCACUUACUGUAGUAAGUCACACAUUAGCUUUAAAUCGAUGGUGAGAAAACAAGCACUUUAAUAAAUGCAUCAGUUCAGUGUAA